AUGGCGGCUGCGGUUGCGACAGGGGUUGCACCGACGGCGAUGGUUGAUCAAGUUCCGAGUCCGACGACUCAGACUCCGGUUCAGGUUCCGGUUUCGAUACCUGCCGUUCCAACUCCGGCUUUGGUGGUGGAUCAAACCCACCCGAACUCGUCGCUUUACGCAGGAGAUCUGGACGAGAGAGUGUCCGAAGCGCAUCUGUUCGAUAUGUUCAAGCAUAUCGGUAAUGUUGUCUCGGUUCGAGUUUGUCGCGAUCAGAACCGUCGAUCUUUGGGAUAUGCCUACGUCAAUUUCAGUAACCCUAAUGAUGCUAUCCGCGCAAUGGAGGCCUUGAACUAUACUCCUCUCUUUGACCGACCCAUCCGGAUCAUGCUCUCGAACCGUGACCCGAGCACGCGAAUAAGCGGCAAAGGAAACAUUUUCAUCAAAAACCUUGACGCUUCAAUCGACCAUAAGGCUUUGUUCGAGACGUUUUCGAGUUUUGGAACAAUCCUCUCAUGCAAAGUUGCAACCGACGUGGCUGGACGGUCCAAGGGAUAUGGAUUCGUCCAGUUUGAGAAAGAGGAAUCGGCUGAAGCCGCAAUUGACAAGCUAAACGGAAUGCUAAUGAACGACAAGCAAGUCUACGUGGGACACUUCAUCAGACGCCAAGAACGUGCUCGGGACGAAGACGCCCCUACACCACGUUUCACUAACGUGUACGUCAAGAAUCUCCCCAAGGAGAUUGGUGAGGAUGAGCUAAGGAAGACAUUUGGUAAAUUUGGAGUGAUAUCGAGCGCGGUUGUGAUGAGGGACCAGAGCGGAAACUCGAGGUGUUUCGGGUUUGUCAACUUUGAGUGUGUAGAAGCAGCGGCUUCGGCGGUUGAGAAGAUGAAUGGGAUUAGCUUAGGGGAUGAUGUGUUGUUCGUUGGGAGGGCUCAGAAGAAGUCUGAGAGAGAGCAGGAGCUGAGAAUGAAAUUCGAGCAGGAAAGGAUGAACAGGUUUGAGAAAUCUCAGGGAGCAAAUCUGUAUUUGAAAAAUCUUGAUGAUAGCGUCGAUGAUGAGAAACUCAAGGAGAUGUUCUCUGAGUUUGGAAAUGUAACCUCUUCCAAGGUUAUGGUUAAUCCACAAGGAAUGAGCAGAGGAUUUGGUUUUGUCGCGUAUUCCAAUCCUGAAGAAGCUUCAAGAGCCCUGAAUGAAAUGAAUGGGAAGAUGAUAGGAAGGAAACCACUUUACAUUGCUCUUGCGCAGCGCAAAGAAGACAGGCGAGCACACUUACAGGCAAUGUUCUCACAGAUUAGAGCACCAGCAGGGUCAGUGCCAUCUCCAAUGACGGGGUUCCACCACCCGCCAGGUGGGCCAAUGUCUGGUCCACCUCAGCACAUGUACGUAGGCCAGAACGGACCAAGUAUGGUCCCGUCCCAGGCCAUUGGAUACGGAUUCCAGCCUCAGUUCAUCCCCGGGAUGCGUCCAGGUUCUGGACCAGCUGGCAACUUCAUAAUGCCUUUUCCUCUUCAUAGACAACCUCAGGCCGGUCCUCGAAUGGGACUCAGGCGUGGUGCUACUAACAUGCCGCAUCACAUCCAACAACAACAAAUUAUGCAACGUAACCCAAGUCCGGGAAUGAGAUAUAUGAAUGGUGCGGAUAACGGGGGGAACGGAAUGGAAUCGAGUGUUCCGCAAGGAAUCCUGCCUCCUAUCAUGCCUUUACUAGUAGAUGCUUCUUCAAUCGCUCUUGAUUCUACUCUUAAUCACCAGAAAACUCCUCUUCUUCCAAUCUCUAAGCUCACUUCUGCCUUAGCUUCCGCUAAUCCAGCUGAUCGCACACGGAUGCUUGGAGAGAAACUUUACCCACUAGUGGAAAGGCACGAACCAGUUCACGUGGCUAAAGUGACAGGAAUGUUGUUGGAGAUGGACCAAGCAGAGAUAUUGCACCUGCUCGAGUCACCAGAGGCACUCAAGUCUAAAGUAUCUGAGGCUUUAGAUGUUCUAAGGCUAUCUGUUGAUCCACCUGAUCAUGAUCUCGGUUUCUCUACCACCGAUUAA
Messenger RNA from Arabis nemorensis, 2022 nucleotides. The record is from the annotation of a GenBank genome assembly. Lineage: Eukaryota; Viridiplantae; Streptophyta; Magnoliopsida; Brassicales; Brassicaceae.